AUGCCCUCUAACGGCCCUCGCUUCGCUGGCUCCAAGUUCCAGCAGCAGUUCACCCGCUUCCAGCCGAAGGCCAUCUCUGUCGCUCGCUCGGCUCCGCGUCAGCAGGGAGGAUGGAAGAACGCGUACAUGUACACCAUUGGCCUCGGCGUCGCUGCCUACACCUUUGCGCCCCGCAAGGUGCGGUUAGACUCGGCGUACGCCAACCCUCCCGUCGUGGAGCGCAAGACUGUUGUCGUUGAGGAUGAGCCUCCUGUUGAGAGCUCUGUCAACCUGACUCAGCUCACGUUCGGAACUGUCUGUGGUAUCUGUGCCGGUGUCUUCGUCAAGAAGGGUUUCAAGGCUCUCGCCUUCCUCCUUGGUGGUCUUUUCGUCCUUCUCCAGUCCAAGUCGUACGUCAAGGUCGACUGGGCUAAGGUCAACAAGUCCUACGACGGUCUUCUUGGUCAUGUCGACGAGAAGGGUGUCGUUUCGUACCCCACCGUCCAGAGCGUCUUCCAGGGCUUCGUUGACUUCCUCACGGCCAACUUCCAGCUCAUCCCCAGCAAAGGCAACGCAGUCAGCCGUCAGCGUUCACAUGCACUGGGCUCCGGUUCGUUAGCGACCUGUACUACGACCAUGCAUCAGCUGGACGACUGCGAACGGCUUGAGUCUGGGGACCCCGCCUCUGCCGAUCGACGUCACGUCAAUCGUCGAGCGUCAACUUUCGAACCGUCCAUCCCAUCACCUCACCCGACCAUGCAGCCGCCACCCGUCCCGCCCUUCCGCAGACCCGGACCACCAGGACCACCUGGAGCACCUGGAGGCCCAGGAAUGAUGCGAUCGCCAGCAGUCCCGGGAGCACGACAACAGGGCGCGCCCGCAGGCGGCGACGACGCGAUCCGGGCGACAGACGACGACGCCGCGCUCUCGCGUAUCUCUGCCGUGCAAGCUGGAUACUUGGAGGACCCAUUUGCGAGUGUUGUUUACAAGCUUAAGCUGGGCGAGAGGGCAAAGAAGGCACCGCUCAUCAACGUCGGAACGCACCACCGCACCUGGGCGCUCGACGCGGUCAUCGACUCGUUCACAAGAGGGCAGGCGAAGGCGCAGAUCGUAUCGCUGGGAGCAGGGAGCGAUACGCGAUUUUGGCGCAUGAAGAGCAAACCGUCCGAAUGUGAGAUCAAGUACGUCGAGGUCGACUUUCCGCACUUGACGGCGGCAAAGGCGCAGCGAGUCGCGCGUAACCGUCAUCUGGCCGAGGCGCUUGGUCCCGGUCCGAAACCGUACACCGUCGCGCACGGAGGCGCGGCCCUUCACUCAUCUCACUACGACCUGGUGCCGGUGGACCUACGCAACAUCGCCGCGCUCGAGACAGAGCUCGCGCCGCUUCUUGACACCUCAGUACCGACGCUGUUGAUCUCGGAAUGCGUGUUCUGCUACAUGACGCCCGCGCAGGGCGACGCGGUAAUGAAGUGGUUCUUGGAACGCUUUCCGCAGACGGCCGCCGUAGCGUACGAGAUGGUCGGGCUGAAAGUCAUGAAGCGUAACCUCGCCGCGCGGAAUCUGAGCCUUCCCGGAGCCAUGGACAGCCAGGACGCUUAUGCCCAGCGACUGCGCGGGCUUGGGUACGAAGACGCAGGGGCUAGGAGUCUGUGGGAAGUGCGCGAGAGUCUCGUGCCGAAGGAGGAGCUGGCGAGAAUAUCCAAGCUGCAGAUUUUGGACGAGAUCGAAGAACUCCGUCUCGUGCUCUCGCAUUACUGCGUCGUAUGGGCGAGCCGAGGCAUGAGCGGUGUGGGCCUCUGA
Messenger RNA from Trichosporon asahii var. asahii CBS 2479, 1779 nucleotides. Its product is annotated as C-terminal protein carboxyl methyltransferase. The transcript is spliced from 7 exons. Gene Ontology annotation, molecular function: protein C-terminal leucine carboxyl O-methyltransferase activity. The record is from RefSeq and is a predicted model, not a curated record. The coding region runs from base 1 to 1779 and encodes 592 amino acids. Gene Ontology annotation, biological process: C-terminal protein methylation. NCBI's taxonomy places the organism in Eukaryota, Fungi, Basidiomycota, Tremellomycetes, Trichosporonales, Trichosporonaceae.